Messenger RNA from Maylandia zebra (zebra mbuna), 1157 nucleotides. RefSeq names its product engrailed homeobox 2b (gene en2b). Gene Ontology annotation, molecular function: RNA polymerase II cis-regulatory region sequence-specific DNA binding; DNA-binding transcription factor activity, RNA polymerase II-specific. Gene Ontology annotation, biological process: multicellular organism development; regulation of transcription by RNA polymerase II; neuron differentiation. Gene Ontology annotation, cellular component: nucleus. The record is from RefSeq and is a predicted model, not a curated record. Lineage: Eukaryota; Metazoa; Chordata; Actinopteri; Cichliformes; Cichlidae.
GUCAGUAAUUGUGUGCAGGGAGCAAGAAAAUCAAAAGAGUGAUUUAACAAAGCAAACAAACGAAAUGGAGUUUUAUGAGAUUCAAAGUGACGCAGGUGAGCUGCAGGUCGAGGAGUGAGGAGCACAAACUGAAGCAUGUUUUUUUUUCCUUUGUCAAAUUCCCCACAGGCGCGUUUGCACAGAAAACAAUACAAACUACUGCGCCACGCUCCAACUCGCUCUUCUCACUGCAGCGACAAAUAUAGAUAUUAGCUGAUAAUAAAGUGAUAUUGGAGACACUACGCUGCGGAAGGGAGCAGGUGCUGAAGCUGCUCAGGCUUCAUCAGAAUGGAAGGAAAUGCUCGCCGAGACCCAGAGCGCCCACGGGACUCCGGGGAGCAGUCCAACCGGGCCAUCCUGCCCCUCUUGCAGCCACCUGGCAACCAACAGUCUCACAGGAUCACUAACUUUUACAUCGACAACAUUUUGAGGCCGGACUUCGGCCUGAAGAGGAAGGAUGGGGCUCCGGAUCGGCAGGGAGACGCUCUUGGAGUGCUCAUACAAAGAGAGGAGCUGACAGGGAGAAAGCCUCCCAAAAGUGCUAACCCUCGGCAGGGUGGAGCAGGAGGCAAAGAAGAGGAGAACCCAGGAGAGCAUGAAGACCAGCAUCCGGACAUUGACGCCAGGAGGCCCGGCGAUGUGGCGGCUAAUGACUGCUGCCGCAGCCCUCAGGCCAGCACUGCCACAGCGGCCAAAUCGAUGCUGUGGCCAGCUUGGGUGUAUUGUACUCGCUACUCGGACCGUCCGUCAUCAGGGCCCAGAUCUCGCAAACCAAAGAAAGCGCCGACCCCGAGUAAAGAAGACAAACGGCCCCGGACGGCCUUCACCGCGGAGCAGCUCCAGCGGUUAAAAACAGAGUUCCAGAACAACCGCUACCUGACCGAACAACGGAGGCAGAGCCUGGCCCGGGACCUCGGUCUCAACGAGUCUCAGAUCAAAAUCUGGUUCCAGAACAAGCGUGCCAAAAUCAAGAAGGCAUCCGGGAAUAAAAACUCUCUGGCGCUGCAUCUCAUGGCGCAGGGACUGUACAACCACUCGACAGCCAAGGACGCCAAGUCGGACAGCGACUAGAGGAUGACAGUUGACUCUGAACAUGCAAUAAAAUCACCAGCGUUCAU